Messenger RNA from Olea europaea var. sylvestris, 1592 nucleotides. Its product is annotated as AT-hook motif nuclear-localized protein 7-like. The transcript has 5 exons. The coding region runs from base 273 to 1370 and encodes 365 amino acids. The record is from RefSeq and is a predicted model, not a curated record. Lineage: Eukaryota; Viridiplantae; Streptophyta; Magnoliopsida; Lamiales; Oleaceae. Gene Ontology annotation, molecular function: minor groove of adenine-thymine-rich DNA binding.
ACAAAAGACAAUACCAGUCUCUCUCUCUCUGAAGUCAGUCAUUUUCUCUCUCUUAACUCCAUUAAUGGAGGGAAUUGAACUUUACACACUCCAAACAGAAGCAAAAUACUACAAAGUGUAAGUCUUAAAAAUUCUGGCGCCAUACUUUCACCUACCAAUAUUUCAAAGCUCCUCUCCUUUUAUCACUUUUCUUGAGUACAAGAAUUUGGAGCACGUCAAUCAUAAAUUUAGAGUAAUCUCUGCCGCAUUUGUUUGAAUAAAAAAGCUUAGAAAUGGACGACAAGGAGAGCACUGAGUCGGGUUCGCCAGGUGGGAACUCAGAGUCUGACUCACCAGCAAUGACUAGUGGUGGUGAUAUUGUUGCUGGGGGUGCUGCUGUUAGCGUGGAAAGAAGCGUUGCAGCAAUAAAUGCGCCAGCAGUCACAGUGAGUGGAACUAUGGGUGGCGAAGGAGGUGGAAGUGGUGAUUUAACGAUGGGUAAAAAGAAGAGAGGGAGGCCAAGAAAGUAUGAAUCAGAUGGGAACCUGAGAGUUCCAUACGCAGGAUCUCCACCAGGUGGAGUGCUGUCCCUGGAAGGCUUUAAUUUGUCACCGACUCCAGCAUCUAAGUAUUCAUCUGGCACCAAAAAAGGGCGUGGUAGGCCUCCUGAUUCCGGCAACUGGCAAAUUCUUUGUUCUUUGGGUGAAUUGUUCACGGCCACAGCAGGAAGGGAUUUUACGCCGCAUGUAAUCACUGUAUAUACCGGAGAGGACGUUGCAGGGAAGAUCCUUACAUUUGCUCAAAAGGGCGUUCGAGGGAUUUGCGUUCUUUCUGCUAAUGGUUCUGUCUCCAAUGUUACAAUUCGCCAACCCGGUUCUUCUGGUGGUAUCUUGACAUAUGAGGGGCGCUUUGAGAUUUUAACUUUGACAGGAUCGUUCACAUUUUCUGAAAAUGGUGGGAUAAAAAGUAGGAUAGGCGGACUAAGCGUUUCUUUGGCUGGCCCUGAUGGUCGUGUUAUUGGUGGUGGAAUUGCGGGUAUGCUAACGGCUGCUACUCCAAUACAAAUUGUUGUUGGAAGCUUCAUGCCAAAUGGUUACAAGACACCUAAAAGAAAGCAAAAUCUUGAAUCCAGAGUUUCUUCUCUGAUCCAUAGUCCUCCGGCUACAAUGACAACAGCAACACCAAUAUCGCAAGUGGCACCAGAAAUCAACUUCCCACUAGUUCCAACGUCUCAAUUGCCAGUGCCGAAUCAGGGAGAAGCAGAUAAUAACACGAACACUAAAGAGUGUCAGUACUCCACAUCUACAGUUACUGCUAACUGGAAUGGUACAGAGCCAAUUUCUGAACAGAGACCAUCUCCCGACAUUAACAUCUCUGUAUCUGUUGAUUAGCAACGAAACAAGUCUAUAACCAAGUAGAUUUAUGAUACGGUAAUUCCAGUUAUUAGCUUUAGGCAUAUGAAAGUGAGUCAAAAGGGGACAUGGUUAGUUAUAUGAUGCAUAAUUUCUCUUUUUCCUUAUUCUUGUGAACAUUUAGUUUAGAUUCCUUGUGAAUUUUCAAAUGAGGUGUUAUAUUGUUGUUCAAAAUCAAUCAAACGUUUGUGGAAUGGAAAA